GGCGGGAGAGCGGCGGGGCCCAGAGCGUGACUCGCCCGCUUCGCGCUGCCUCUUCCGCCUCCGCGUCUCGCUGCCGUCCCCGCGCAGCCAUGUCCGAGGAGAAGCCCAAGGAGGGUGUGAAGACGGAGAAUGACCACAUCAACCUGAAGGUGGCGGGGCAGGAUGGCUCCGUGGUGCAGUUCAAGAUCAAGAGGCACACCCCACUGAGCAAGCUGAUGAAGGCCUACUGCGAGAGGCAGGGCUUGUCAAUGAGACAGAUUAGAUUCAGGUUUGAUGGGCAGCCAAUUAACGAAACAGACACUCCAGCCCAGCUGGAGAUGGAGGAUGAGGACACCAUCGACGUGUUCCAGCAGCAGACGGGAGGCCUGGCCUCCAGAGGGACCACCCCACACCCUGCCAGCGUCCUUGCAUUUCUUAUUGAAUGGUGAGCGACCACGCUGAUCACAGAGGAGUCCGAGAAAGACAAGGACAGUCACCGAAACGAUCCUUGAAGCACUUCAAGUGCAGCUCAAAACUCUGCAGGGAUGAGUCUACAGCUUACAUUGGGCCAAUCACAUUGUUCUCUUCGUGAAAUGAGUUUUAAGGUUUUGGGUUUGUUUUUGUUCUCGGUUUUGUUCAUCGCCCCUCUCAAAACAUGUUUUCCUUCAAACCUGUGGCCAAAUGUUGGCGUUCAGUCUGUGGCCAGGCUCUCAGCCCUGGAGAAGUGGUCACUGCUGGAGCUACCUGUCCGAAUCACGUGGAGAGCUCAUGUUCACACUGUGCAUCUGUGGGAGAGUGUGAGGGGUGGAAUUCCACCAGGCGCAUUAUUAAAAUUCUAAAAGCUGCAAAUGACAGACUUCAUCAAGCAUAUGGUAUAGUUGAAGGCAAAAUACUGGAACGCUUCUUCAAAGGUAAAAAACAAAAUAAGUCCUUCAGUAAUAAGGCCCAAGUGCUUUCUGCUCCUGAGUGUGUCCCCUCUGGGUCUGAGGCCCAGGAUGCCACCUCUGCACUCGGUGCUUGGGUGUGGGUAUGUGGGCAAUGAUUGGCACAACCAAAACCAGCUUUUAUCUUUUCAAAACCAGGAAAUAAUUACCAUGUUUCUCAUUUGGUAAUUGUAUUGUGGCCUCAGAUUUACUUCUAACAGAUUAAUUAUGGUCUUUAUAUAAAGUAAGAUGAAAUAUCACUGAAUUUGCAGUUAUGUUGUAUAAAAGAGCUGCUUCAAAGUGUGGUUGCAAAAGAAACCCACAGAAAGGUGACUUAGUGUUCUUAUGGAUUUUUACUUUGCCACUGUCCAAAUAAGUAUCGAAAUUAUGCAUUAGAACAGUGACUCCAGUUCUGUGAGAUAUUUGGGAAUCUUUACCAAUUAAAAUGUUCAUAGUUCUGCCUAUCGUCCUGUAAGGAUCCAUUGCUGCUUGAUGGCCAUUCUCUGCCUUUUAUAGUCACCUGACAGUGACCCAUCACCUCGCUUGCUUGAGAUCUUGCAGAAAUGUCCUCAUUUCCUGUUUUGCUGUAUGGGCUCUGGUGGGAUGUUGUUGGCUCUGUUGUUUGUUCACCAAUUUGUACAUUAUGUUACCCUUUACUACUGUAAACAGUAAAGAUAGUUUGGUA
Molecule: messenger RNA, 1587 nt
Organism: Marmota monax (woodchuck)
Lineage: Eukaryota; Metazoa; Chordata; Mammalia; Rodentia; Sciuridae
Product: small ubiquitin-related modifier 3
Exons: 1
Coding region: 90-428 (112 amino acids)
Biological process (GO): protein sumoylation
Cellular component (GO): nucleus
Molecular function (GO): protein tag activity; ubiquitin-like protein ligase binding
Source: RefSeq, a predicted model, not a curated record